GGGCCGGAAGUAGCCGAAGCCAGCGGCGGAAGUAGCCGGAGCGGGCGGGCGGCAAGGCGAGGCGAGAGCUGCACAGGGCCCUACGCGGCCGCCUAAGCAUGUCCGACUUCGACGAGUUCGAGCGGCAGCUCAACGAGAAUAAACAAGCCUCUAGCCCUGCCCCUCUCAGGGACGACCCUGGGGUCAGGCCCCUCAGCCCUCGAGGGGGACCAGGAGCCAGCUUCCUCUGUCUUCUCUGGCUCCUCAGCUCCUCUUGAGCAUCUUCAGAACGGGACAAGGAGAACCGGCACCGGAAGCGUAGCCACAGCCGCUCUCGAAGCCGGGACCGCAAACGCAGGAGCCGGAGCCGAGAUCGGCGUAACCGGGACCAGCGCAGUGCCUCUCGGGACAGGAGACGACGAAGCAAACCUUUGACCAGAGGCGCUAAAGAGGAGCACGGUGGAUUGAUUCGGUCUCCCCGACAUGAGAAGAAGAAGAAGGUGCGUAAAUACUGGGACGUGCCACCACCUGGCUUUGAGCACAUCACCCCAAUGCAGUACAAGGCCAUGCAAGCUGCGGGUCAGAUUCCAGCCACUGCCCUUCUCCCCACCAUGACUCCCGAUGGUCUGGCUGUGACCCCAACACCUGUACCCGUGGUUGGGAGCCAGAUGACUAGACAGGCCAGACGUCUCUACGUGGGCAAUAUCCCUUUUGGCAUCACUGAGGAGGCUAUGAUGGACUUCUUCAACGCCCAGAUGCGCUUGGGGGGCUUGACUCAGGCCCCUGGCAACCCAGUCUUGGCUGUGCAGAUCAACCAAGACAAGAACUUUGCCUUUUUGGAGUUCCGGUCAGUGGAUGAGACAACCCAGGCCAUGGCCUUUGAUGGCAUCAUCUUCCAGGGUCAGUCGUUGAAGAUUCGAAGGCCUCACGACUACCAGCCGCUGCCUGGCAUGUCAGAGAACCCCUCUGUUUAUGUGCCUGGAGUUGUAUCCACUGUAGUACCAGAUUCUGCCCACAAACUGUUCAUCGGGGGCUUGCCCAACUACCUGAAUGACGAUCAGGUGAAGGAGCUGCUGACAUCUUUUGGGCCUCUCAAGGCCUUCAAUUUGGUCAAGGAUAGUGCCACAGGGCUCUCCAAGGGCUAUGCCUUCUGUGAGUACGUGGACAUCAACGUUACAGACCAGGCCAUUGCGGGGCUGAAUGGGAUGCAGCUAGGGGACAAGAAGCUGCUUGUCCAGAGGGCGAGUGUGGGAGCCAAGAAUGCCACGCUGGUGAGCCUCCCGAGCACCAUCAAUCAGACGCCCGUGACCCUUCAAGUGCCUGGCCUGAUGAGCUCUCAGGUGCAGAUGGGCGGUCACCCAACUGAGGUCCUGUGCCUCAUGAACAUGGUGCUGCCCGAGGAGCUGCUGGACGACGAGGAGUAUGAGGAGAUUGUAGAGGACGUGCGAGACGAGUGCAGCAAGUACGGGCUGGUCAAGUCCAUUGAAAUUCCCCGGCCCGUGGACGGCGUCGAGGUGCCUGGCUGCGGAAAGAUCUUUGUCGAGUUCACCUCUGUGUUUGACUGCCAGAAAGCCAUGCAGGGUCUAACGGGCCGCAAGUUCGCCAACAGAGUGGUGGUCACGAAAUACUGUGACCCCGACUCUUACCACCGUCGGGACUUCUGGUAGAGGUGGCUGGGGGAGGGUGGGGACAGGGCUGGCUGGGGACUUUCCCCUCACCUGUUCCCCCCUCCUUUCUCCCCUCUCUGAAGAUGAUGGGCAGAGGAGUGACAGCCGAAUGACAGCCGGCAGCAACUGGAAUGGCAGCAAUUAAGGGGGUGGGGGGUGGGGGGCUAGGGCAGGAAGGGGACUGGGCAAGUGCACACAGGCCCACACAGACACAUUGACCCACACAGACACAGAGGGAAGGGGCCGGGAUGAGGACUGUGCACAGCAGGGCGGGUAGGACCCCCACAGCCCCUUCCCAAACAGGCUCCUCUCACCCCUUAACACCCCUCUCCUCCUCCUUUCCCCCAUGGUAGGAACAUAGCGUGUUUAUAUUUUAUGGCCAAACUAUUUUGAAUUUUGUUGUCUGGCCCUCAGUGCCCGGCCCUCUCCUUUUGCAGGACCACAACUCCCGUCCUCUGGCUUCUGGUCCUUCCUGUUCUCCACCCUGGUUUCUUAAGUAGUUGGUUCUUCUUAGUCUUUUCCUGACCCUCAGCCCGUGGUCUCUGUCCCGCUCCUCCUCUCUGUGGCAGUUUCAUAUUUGCUAAUACGAAUUUGCUCAUUAAACAAUUUGUUGUAUUUUA
This is a messenger RNA of Acomys russatus (golden spiny mouse), 2266 nucleotides long. RefSeq names its product U2 small nuclear RNA auxiliary factor 2 (gene U2af2). Gene Ontology annotation, biological process: mRNA processing. Gene Ontology annotation, cellular component: nucleus; commitment complex; nuclear speck. The record is from RefSeq and is a predicted model, not a curated record. Lineage: Eukaryota; Metazoa; Chordata; Mammalia; Rodentia; Muridae. Bases 531 to 1646 code for a protein of 371 amino acids. Gene Ontology annotation, molecular function: pre-mRNA 3'-splice site binding; poly-pyrimidine tract binding. The transcript has 13 exons.